Molecule: messenger RNA, 963 nt
Organism: Manduca sexta (tobacco hornworm)
Lineage: Eukaryota; Metazoa; Arthropoda; Insecta; Lepidoptera; Sphingidae
Product: circadian clock-controlled protein daywake
Exons: 5
Coding region: 192-905 (237 amino acids)
Source: RefSeq, a predicted model, not a curated record
CAAUUUUCUGAACUUACCGCCAGUUCUCGUUUUUUAUUUGACAACCAAAGAAGCUGCUCCUUAAACCUUCGCAGAGGAUCAGACAGCGCUUCACCUCAGUGUACAUAUAAUGUGACGUCACAACGACGCCGCAUAUAAGCCCGUACUGUGGAGUUGCGCGUCACAACUACCGGUCACUCGCAACACACAACAUGCUGCGAUACGCCUGUUUCCUAUCUGUGAUACUAGCCGUAAGAUCCGCUUCGGCCCCUUUUAUCAAGCCGUGUAAGGACGCAGACAAUGCCUGCACCCUUGCGUCGGCGCAGGCGGCGUUACCGCAUUUCGCGCCAGGAAUCCCUGAGCUAGGAGUGAAGUCCUUGGACCCAUUGUAUUUCGACGUCAUCAAGGGCGACCAGGGAGGUCUCCAACUGACAUUCAGAGACACAACAGUGACCGGCAUGAAAGGAUGCACGAUUGAGGCUAUCAAAUCGGAUCAGAGCAAAGGUAAGCAGCAGUUAGCCGUGAAGUGCUCGGUGGACCUGACCGGAGACUACAAGCUGGACGGACAGCUGCUCAUCUUCCCUAUCAAGGGUGAAGGGAAAUACCACAUCAACAUCCGCGACAUCAUAAUUAAGGCACACACGGAUGUAGUUACGGUAACAGGAGCAGACGGCCAGCCACACUGGCACAUCAAGGCAUGGAAACACACGUACGAGACCAAGACUGGCGCUAAAUUUAACUUUGACAAUCUUUUCAACGGCAAUAAGGUUCUAGCUCAACCUGUGGAAGAAUUUGUGAACAAUAAUUGGCAAGAGGUGAUGAAAGAAGUCGCGCCGCCAAUCGUCCACGCCAUCGUAUCCAGGGUGGUGGAAGCGGUGGAAGCGUUCUACAAGGCGAUACCAGCUGACCAACUGUAUAUUCAAUAAGUGCAAUGUGAUAUAAUAUGAGGGUAGAUAUUAUUAAAAUGUGGUUUCGUUUUGUUCA